This is a messenger RNA of Brassica oleracea var. oleracea, 858 nucleotides long. RefSeq lists its product as uncharacterized. The record is from RefSeq and is a predicted model, not a curated record. The transcript has 2 exons. Lineage: Eukaryota; Viridiplantae; Streptophyta; Magnoliopsida; Brassicales; Brassicaceae. Bases 1 to 858 code for a protein of 285 amino acids.
AUGGCGUGUGUAAGCUCUGUCUCUUUCUCGGUUCUGCUUAAUGGAAGCUCCCCUGGCUUUAUCAAACUGGAACGAGGUUUCCGUCAGGGUGAUCUUCUGUCUCCUUUCCUCUUCAUAUUAUGUGCUGAAGCCCUUGUGAGUUGUAUGAAUGUUUCAGAAGAAGAAGGCAGAGUGCACGCCAUUAAACUCUCAAAAUCCUGUCCAUCGGUUCACCAUCUGUUGUUUGCCGAUGAUAGUCUCUUGUUAUGUAAAGCCAACAAGGAGGAAGCUGAGGAAAUAGUUUCAUGCCUCAAACUUUAUGGUGAUGCGUCGGGUCAGAUGGUGAACUUUCAGAAAUCCUCUGUUAUCUUUGGCUCAAAAAUCCCAGCAAGUGUGAAACAGGAGGUUCAAUCUAUUUUAGGUACUGAUAAGGAAGGUGGGGAAGGGGCGUUAGGGAGGAGACCGUCCUUUGUGUGGCGUAGUAUUCUUCAUGGAAGAGAGUUGCUAAAGCAAGGUUUAGUGAAGAAGAUUGGAAAUGAUUCUGAAACGAAAGUAUGGCUAGAAAAUAGGCUAUUAGACUCGGAGCCUCGCCCUCCGUCCUACCAGCCAGACAAUCCAGUUGAUCUCACUCUCUCGGUUAGUGAUUUGAUAUACCCUCACUUGGGUGGCUGGGACGUUAGGAGAAUUAGACAAGUAAUUGCAGUUGAAGAUGUGGAGCGUAUCUUAAAAACGAAUAUAGACCUCUCCAAAGAAGAUUCUCUGAGAUGGGGCUUCUCGAACAAUGGGAUUUACAACUCCAAAAGCGGAUACAAGCUUCUGCAGGACCUCCACGAGCUGUGUGGUCCAGCUUCCUCUCGUCUCCCUCCAAUUGAGAAGUAA